AAUGUUUUGAUUUUUGUCAUCCAUCACUUAUCAAACAGUCCAACAGCUGCCACCUGGCUGUUUCUACGGCAACUGAACCGACCACCUGCAUCAACCAUACCUGAGAGAAAGAGAGAGGGGGAUACCACUGACUCUGUCAGGAUGGGUUACGAUCUGGAACGCUUUGUGGGUUACGUGAACGAGGGUCUGCUGUGCUGUGUGUGUCGGGAUGUGUUAGAAGAUCCUUUGCAGGCUCCUUGUGAACAUGCCUUCUGCAGUUCCUGCAUUCAUGGAUGGCUCAUCCACCAUAACAACUGUCCAGAAGACCGCUUGCCUUUAGACAUUACACACCUUCGUCCACUAUUCAGAUACAUGAGGAAUGAUUUGGCAAGGCUGCAGGUGAGGUGCUUGUUCAGGCCACAAGGUUGUGAGGUCAUAUGUGCUCUGGAGUCUAUUCACAGGCAUGAGCAACAGUGCGACUACACUCUGCUGAACUGCAGUAAUGCAGGUUGCCCGGUUCAGGUGUCACGCCGUUCACUGGAAGCUCACCUGUGCGUGUGCGAGUACAGCAGCAGGGUUUGCUCGAGUGGCUGUGGAUACACGAUCCUAAACACAGAGGAAGCCCAACACAACUGUGUAUCUGAGCUACGAGCCGAGCUGGACAUGCUCAGGGCAGAGUUAGAUUGCAAAGUUGAAGAGGUGAGACAUGAAAUGGAAUCCCGUCUGGAUUCUCAAAGACGGCACAUGGUGCAAAAAGAGAGUUUGCUGAAGAGUGAGGUAGAUGAACUUAAGGGCCAGCUGUCCCGUGUGAUGUCAGACGUCCGUGUUCUACUGGGUGCUGAGAGAGCACGCCGACAAGAGCUGGAGAGGGCGGAGCUUGAGAAGGCAGAGCUUCUUGAACUUUUAAAGAAGGAGGGGCUUAGACCAGCCACACCCUCGCAACCAGUGACACCUCCUGCUGAGAGCCCAAGGAAGCCAGGCCCACGUAGCCUGGCUUUGGACUGCAUCAAGAGAAAGAAUAGGGAGGUGACAGUCAUCUGAAAAUACGUGUGCUUCUCAAUAACAACAUUCAGGAAUGUUUCGGUAUAUUUCUGGAGGCCAAAUCCUACAGAAUAUAACGUCAGGUAAAUGCACACCUGAAGCAGCUAAGGAAUACUUGAAUUUACUUCAUCCAGCAUAUUUAAAGAAAUGUGAAGCACCCACUGUUUAUAUGCACCACGUCACAUGAUGACUUGUAAAGCAACUCCUUAUUUCCGUAAAAACUCAUUAUUGUAGCUUAUCUGGGCAAUGAGUACUAUGAGAAGGAUUAUGUAAGAUGAUCAAACAAAAUGGAUUUUGUUUUUGAAUUUGCAAAGCAUGUCUUGCAUAAGAAUAAUACAAAUGCAUUGUAUUUUAAACCUUCAUGAGAUUGAUAUUAAAAUUGUUUAAAAAAGUU
Molecule: messenger RNA, 1414 nt
Organism: Misgurnus anguillicaudatus (oriental weatherfish)
Lineage: Eukaryota; Metazoa; Chordata; Actinopteri; Cypriniformes; Cobitidae
Gene: rnf41l
Product: ring finger protein 41, like
Biological process (GO): regulation of canonical NF-kappaB signal transduction
Cellular component (GO): plasma membrane signaling receptor complex
Molecular function (GO): zinc ion binding
Source: RefSeq, a predicted model, not a curated record